Cotesia congregata is the source of this 222-nucleotide messenger RNA. NCBI's taxonomy places the organism in Eukaryota, Metazoa, Arthropoda, Insecta, Hymenoptera, Braconidae. The record is from the annotation of a GenBank genome assembly.
AUGCGGAAACUUAUACAUGAUGCGGAUAUAAAUGACACGAAUAAUCGCGUUACCCAAAAGGCGCGCAGUAGCCUAUCGGAUCCAGCCCUUGCUUACCAAAGCAUUGGACCGGGUUCGAGUCCGGCGUACACCAAUGAAUAUUUUCAAUAUUUAAGUGUAUUAUACUGCUCAGCCCAAGAAAUAAAACGAGUUCCAAUCUCAAAAGUUUGCCCCCUACCGUAG